AUGGGCCCAACACGGCCCAGUGGAGAGAGCAGCUCGCGUGUCCUGCUUUGUGUGCCAGGACCAGGAGAGAGCAAGAAGGCCGGUGGUGACGCGGAGAGACCGCUGGGCGUCGAGCAGGAGCUCGACGUGGCGCGAGCUGCGAUCCGGCGCACGGCGCAGCGGCACACGGUGUUGCCGGCCGAUCAGCAGGCAACGGCAAUGUCAGCUCGGCGAUCAGCUGGUUCGACGCCGGAGUGGAGAAUGCUCUCUUGGCCAGCGUCUACCGCAAUCCGGCAGCGUUCCAUUCCACCGGACGUGAGCGGCGUGCCGGACAUUAACCUCUACGACGGAGAGAUGCCGCGGGAGCUCCUGGCGCCGGCGCCGGCGCCAGGGGUGAGACGUCGCGUCCGUUCCUCGCCUUCUUCGCCGGCGGCCGGCACGGGCACAUCCGGGACCUCCUGCUCCGGCACUGGAAGGACGCCCGUGACACGGACGUGUUCCCGGCCGGUGUACGAGCACAGGCAAGACGAUGCGUUCGGCUACUACUCAUUCAUGCGGCGCGCGCGCUUCUGCCUGUGCCCGAGCGGGUUCGAGGUGGCGAGCCCGCGCGAUACUACUAGAGUGCGCACGGUGCAUCUGCCUCUGCGGCAGUUGGCGCACGAGCUGGCCUCCGGGGUGUCCUACUGGCGCUGCCGAGCUCGUAUGGUGGUGGCCCGGCCGGCGCCCGAGAGCGAGCUGCAGGCCUUCCCCAUUGUGGAUGUGCAGGUGCAGCGCCUGCCGCCUGGGCGAACGCGAAGACAUCGAGCGAGAAGGCUCCCGAUCUUCGCGCGGCCGGCGGCGCUCGAGCCACGGCCGGGGACGGGGCCUUAUGUCUCGCCGCCGGAGUGGCGGCUGCUCCGGAGCUUCCGUCCUUUUUUUCCUUGCCUUUACUGUGCUACCGUGUGCGUCCAUGCCCGUGUGAGGCAGGAGAGGAGCAGGAGGACGCCGCUGAAGAUGAGCGUGGAGCAGGAGCUUGACGCGGCACGUGCCGCGAUACAGCGAGCGGCGCGUCGUCGUCGUCGUCGGCGGCGUGUCGUUGAUCCCGCCGGCCGUGGCAGUGGCAACGUAACCACGGCGGACGAGUGGUUCGAAGCCGGAGUCGACCAUGCUCUCGUGGCCAGCGUCUACCGCAACCCGGCCGCGUUCCACCGGAGCUACAGAGAAAUGGAGAGGCGGUUCAAGGUGUACGUGUACGAGGAAGGCGAGCCGCCGAUCCUGCACGCCGGCCCGUGCAAGGACAUCUACACCAUCGAGGGCCGCUUCAUCGAGCAGCUUGAGCUCAUGGCGCCGCCGCCGCCGGCCGGCGGCGGCGGCGGCGCGCGCACGUCGGACCCGGCGCGCGCCCACGCCUUCUUCCUGCCGUUCAGCGUCUCCAAGAUGGUCCAGUUCGCGUACCGCCCCGACACCUACGACAAAACCCCUCUCCGCGCCAUCGUCGCCGACUACGUCCGCGUCGUCGCGUCACGGCACCCUUACUGGAACCGCUCCGCCGGCGCCGACCACUUCAUGCUCUCCUGCCACGACUGGGGCCCUGAGGCGUCGAGGGGGCACCCGGAGCUGCACGCGAACGGCAUCCGCGCGCUCUGCAACGCCAACACCUCGGAGGGUUUCCGGCCGGGGCAGGACGUGAGCGUGCCGGAGAUCAACCUCUACACGGGCGACAUGCCGCGGCAGCUCCUGGCGCCGCCGGCGCCGCCGCUAGCGUCGCGCCCGUUCCUGGCCUUCUUCGCCGGCGGCCGGCACGGGCACGUCCGUGACCUGCUGCUCCGGCGAUGGAAGGGCCACGACCCGGACGUGUUCCCGGUGUACGAGCACGAGCACGAGCACAGCCAUGGACGACGACAGCAGGACGGGGCCCCGCUUGACUACUACUGGUACAUGCGGCGCGCGCGCUUCUGCCUGUGCCCGAGCGGGUACGAGGUGGCGAGCCCGCGCGUGGUGGAGGCCAUCCACGCCGAGUGCGUGCCGGUGAUCCUCUCCGACGGGUACGCGCUGCCGUUCGCCGACGUGCUGCGGUGGGAGGCGUUCUCGGUGGCGGUGCCGGUCGCCGACAUCCCCAGGCUGAGGGAGGUGCUGGAGCGGAUACCGGCGCCGGAGGUGGAGCGGCUCCAGCGAGGGGUGCGCCUGGUGAAGCGACACUUCAUGCUGCACCAGCCGCCGGAGAGGCUGGACAUGUUUAAUAUGAUCCUGCAUUCUGUCUGGCUCAGGAGGCUUAACCUUAGACUGAAUCGCUAA
Molecule: messenger RNA, 2253 nt
Organism: Sorghum bicolor (sorghum)
Lineage: Eukaryota; Viridiplantae; Streptophyta; Magnoliopsida; Poales; Poaceae
Product: probable glycosyltransferase At5g25310
Exons: 6
Coding region: 1-2253 (750 amino acids)
Molecular function (GO): glycosyltransferase activity
Source: RefSeq, a predicted model, not a curated record